CAGCCCAGAUGUUGGUAUGAGUGACAUGUCCUGGUCAUGUGUGAACAUGAACGUGACGGCAGGAAAUAAAGCGCGCUCAUCUGUGACUGGCACAUCGCAUCGUGCGCAACAGGGAAGUAAAGUGUAACCCACUUUCUAGGUGUUGCUAAAAGUUGUCUUUGCUGAGCUGCUCGGUGCUCGAAGUCGGUUUUAGUUAGUUAAAACGACGAAAUACAGCUUUCUUUUUUACUGGACUAAACGUUAAAGCUUUUAAAAGUGAGAGAUGGAGGCAGGAAAUGUUCAGUAGGAUAAUCAACUGGUGGAGGACAUUUAUAUGAGACACAGGAGGAGGAAGAGGCUGUUUUUUUUCAAUGUUUUUCAUAUUUAACUGAAGACCUGCUUGAUCAUGGCCCAGUGGAGACACGUGUCCCAGAUGAUACCAUGCCUGUCUGAUGACACCGUCAACAACCUCUAUCCCCCAAAUGCCUUCCCCAUUGAAGUCAGACACUUUUUAGCUGAAUGGAUCGAGACACAAAGAUGGGACGACUUUGUGCUGGAGAAGGUGGAGCAGGAGAGCCAGGCUCGGGCUCUGUUGGACCAGACCAUCAGCAUGCUGCAAUCGAUGGCUCAGCAGAACGCCAAUGUGGUGGACAGGAUGAAGCUGAUGCAGAUCAGCAGGAACAUGACCAUGUUUCAGCAGCAGCCUCUACAGUUUGGGGUGAUGGUCAGGGACAUCCUCACAAAGGAGAGGGUUCUGCUCAGCCAGCCCACUCAGAUGCCCAACUCUCCACAAUACCAACCGUACCCGAAUAGAGAGUCCUCGUUCCCCAACAUGCAGGAUGUAGACCACCUGGUUCUGAAGGUCCUGGAGGUCCAGGACAUCCGACAAAAGAUGCACCAGCUGCAAGAAGAGCUCAACUGGGAGAGGCAGAACUAUGAGGGUUUACAAGGGCCGAUCCAACAGAACGGACUGGAUCCCUCAAAGUCAGAAAUCCAGAAACUCCAGAAUCACAUCCAGCAGCUGGAGUACAAAGUGAAAGCAAUGUCCACGAAGCGUUUCCAGCUGCUGCAGGAGUGCGUGGACUGUCUGGAUCAGUGUCAGACCAGACUGAUCAGCAGGCUGAAGGCGUGGAGGUGGGAUCAGCACAAGGCUGCCAUCGGACAUCCCUUUGACGACAACCUCAAUGCCCUGCAGACCUGGUGUGAGCAGCUGCUUGGCGUAAACGGGAAGCUGAGACAGGAGUUGAUGCUGAUAGGGGAACCGAUCCCAGAGCUCCAGGAACGGCUGGGGCAACUCCUGCAGGCUCUGAUUCAAAGCUCUCUUGUAGUGGACAAGCAGCCUCCUCAGGUCAUCAAGACUCAGUCAAAGUUCUCAACAACGGUGCGAUAUCUGCUGGGGGAAAAAGUCGCUCCGGGGAAGCCGGUGGUGCUGAAGGCGCAAAUCAUUAAUGAACUGCAGGCCAGGAACCUGACCAGUGUGUCUGGUGAUAACGUCGGGGAGCUGAUCAACAACACCGCCAUCCUAGAACACAACACAGCCAGCAAGAGCACAUGUGCCACCUUCAGGAACAUGUCCAUCAAGAAGAUCAAGAGAGCAGACAGAAAGGGAUCAGAGUCGGUGACGGAGGAGAAAUUUGCUCUCCUGUUCUCCACAGAGAUCACCAUCACAGGCUGUGAAACUCCAUACAGGAUACAGAUGAUCUCACUGCCGGUGGUCGUCAUUGUGCACGGUAGUCAAGACAACAACGCUCUGGCCACCAUCAUAUGGGACUGUGCUUUUUCAGAACCAGACAGAGUGCCGUUCAUGGUGCCGGACCGCGUGCCCUGGAGGAUGAUGUACAGCACUCUCAACAGCAAAUUCACCUCUGAGGUCCAGACGCAGCACAAUCUGGACCACUACAACCAGCACUUCUUGGCCCAGAAGAUAUUUGACAAGCCCGACUUUGCCGACGACUUCAGCAACAGUUAUGUUACCUGGGGCCAGUUUAAUAAGGAAGUUCUUCCGGGUCGACCGUUCACUUUCUGGCAGUGGUUUGAGGGAGUGAUGGAGCUGACCAAGAAGCAUCUGAAGACCUACUGGAGUCAAGGGCUGAUAUUUGGUUUCAUUGGGAAGCAGCAUCUACACCUGAUCCUCAAAGACAGGCCCAACGGGACGUUCCUGCUUCGCUUCAGUGACUCUGAGAUCGGAGGCAUCACCAUUGCAUAUGUGUCCGCUUCUGAGAAUGGGGGCCAGAAAAUCCAGAACAUCCAGCCCUUCACCAAGAGAGAUCUGGAGAUCCGUAGCCUCGGCGACCGCAUCCGGGAUAUCAACCACGUAACAUACCUGUAUCCUGAAUUUCCUAAACAUGAAGUUUUCAAAAAAUUCUACACUGCAGAGCCUCAAGUGUCACCCCUCGGUGGCUACAUCCCCGUGUCUCUCCAUACUAAAGUUGGCACGGAAGCUGGCUCAGCCACACCCCCGGCUCCCAGUAUGACGCCCCCCUCUGAAAGCCCUGGCUUCUCAGUGCAUUCGUUCCCGCCGCAAUUCAGCCCGCAGCCGUCCAUAAAUCAAGACAUAAUGGAGGCACCUCCAUCUGUGGAGUUCACUCCCAACCCUGACGGCUUCGUUGAAGACAUUCCCGCAGAUGAAAACAUGGAACUAGAUUUGGAGACUUUGCUCGGGACUUACCCUCAUUAGGAGGAUUUCCCAUCAGAGUUGUUUUUGGAGGGUGAAGCAGACAUCGGAGAAAGAGACCAGAGCCAAAGUCGUCUGUCUCACCUUCAUAUGAAAAGAGCGCCCUUGUUUGAGCAGACUUUCUUCUUCCUUCACGUUUCAUCAUCCAUCUACAGAUUCAUCUACUUUUGAGCAAAAACAAAUCUCUGGGACUCAACAGGUUUAGCUGGUGCUAUUUGAAAGCAGGACAUUUUAAGGACAAAUGUCAAACUGAGAACAAAUGAAAAGAACCAAGAGGGCUGUCAUCGCUGUUCGCCGGCCACUUUUGUUGUGCACCUCUUUAAAACCCUCGCACUCUCGCUCUCACCUGGUGGUAGGUCUGUUGAUGUUGUUGAUCGCCACUCACUGGGUUAUUUUUUUUGGUUAUGUCGUCUUCCCUUUUUUAAGCUAUGAUGAGGUAAGUAUAUUUGAAUAGUAUUUCCCUAUUGUAUAUAACCCUAACUUAGUAUACCCCCAAUCUUACAGUAACGCACAAUAUGCAUGGUAAAGACUUAUAAUAUCUCUUAAUCUAACAGCUCACUGUGGCUGCUCCUUCUUGUUCUAUUCGUCUCUGCAAUAUUUCAAACUGAUCCACUGUCAAAAAAUUACGAAAAUGACCUUUGUCUUGUCUUUUGAUGAACGAUAGCGGUCAGUGUCAAGCUCACCGACAAACACAUUGCAUUUCAUGUGAUUACUUCAUAAUGCCACCUUAUGUUCGGCCAGUUAAAUGCUUUUAAAGUGAAGGUGCAGCAGUAGGAAAUGUUCGGUUUGCAUUAGCUGUAGCGUAACGUAUUUUCCGUAAAUGUCGCCACAGACAUCCAGUUCAUAAUACUGCAAAUAUUGCAAUCAGUGGGCCAUAAGCUUAGUCACCACCAUUGUGUUACCCCAUUCAGCGAUAUAUAGUGAUUUAAAAAAAAAAAAUGAAAAGAUUAUAAAGCUACUUUAAAGAAUCAAUUGUGUGUAUUUUCUGCUCUAUGUUCAUAUUUUUAAGGCUUUCGUUGGUUCAAUCUCAGACAAUCAUUUUUUGGUAUUUUUCUCUUAAGUAUGCAUCAAGUCCAACUAAUUGCCCAAAUGCAAAAAAUGAUCUGUCUUCAGUCUUUCAGUGAAAGUAAAUGAUCCACAGAAUAUUUUCAUACCUUUAGUGCCAUUUACAUUUUUUAAUUAGAUGCUAUUCUAUGUAACUAAAUUGAUGCUGUUUAGUUUGGAGUUUCACAUAACAUGUUAAUGUGCCAUUUAAAUUUUUGGGGGGUGUUAGAGAAUAAAAACAUGGUAGGGAUAUAUAAGUAAUUAGCGUUACAGUUAAAAGGAAACAUAAAGAACGAUAUUAUUCUGACAGGUGAUUUUUGCUUUGUGGCUAUAAAUGUAAUUUUGCUCUGAUUUUAGCAGCUUAGCUGAAUGUAUAUCAAAAUCAAUCUUCCUCAUUAACUAACUGUUGAUUUUAUGAAAAGCUUUGCACUACCUACCAUCGCUGUCAAUGUUGUGCAUGUAAUAUAAUAUAAUGGUGUGUUGGACGUGCCAUGUUGUAUGAAUGUCUACCAGAUGAUAACCUUUUAUAUCUUUUGGAUUGACUUUUGGAUAAAUCUACUACAAUCCAUAUAAUCUUUCAACUGUGGUGACGAAUAAAAUCUCAGUUUUUUCUCAAAAUA
Sebastes umbrosus (honeycomb rockfish) is the source of this 4317-nucleotide messenger RNA. It is a transcript of the gene stat6, whose product is annotated as signal transducer and activator of transcription 6, interleukin-4 induced. Gene Ontology annotation, molecular function: RNA polymerase II cis-regulatory region sequence-specific DNA binding; DNA-binding transcription factor activity, RNA polymerase II-specific. The transcript has 20 exons. The record is from RefSeq and is a predicted model, not a curated record. Gene Ontology annotation, biological process: regulation of cell population proliferation; defense response; cell surface receptor signaling pathway via JAK-STAT. Bases 386 to 2656 code for a protein of 756 amino acids. Lineage: Eukaryota; Metazoa; Chordata; Actinopteri; Perciformes; Sebastidae.